Messenger RNA from Myripristis murdjan (pinecone soldierfish), 4534 nucleotides. RefSeq lists its product as uncharacterized. Lineage: Eukaryota; Metazoa; Chordata; Actinopteri; Holocentriformes; Holocentridae. Gene Ontology annotation, molecular function: RNA binding. The transcript is spliced from 6 exons. The record is from RefSeq and is a predicted model, not a curated record. Gene Ontology annotation, biological process: protein ubiquitination; Notch signaling pathway. The coding region runs from base 150 to 3569 and encodes 1139 amino acids.
CAGGAAAGCGCACAACACGACAUGGUCGCCCCCUGGCGCGGAAACUGUCAAGCACAGAGGCAUUUCAUAGUUUCGUUUUUGUUGUGUGUCUUGUGUUGCGAGUGUGCGACGGGCUUGGAGAGAAAGGGAGUGUGAAACAUUGUCGCCAGAUGGCAGAGGAGGGCCGGACAGUGAGGGUAAGUGGCCUGCCCACAGAUAUUGAGGAUGACAGGCUGACAGAUAAGCUGUGUAUCCACUUCCUGAGAGCCAGGCAUGGGGGAGGUGAAGUAGCCUCUGUCACCAUCGUCAAAACCACGCCUGGCUGUGCCCUCGUCACCUUUGAGGAGAGAGGAGUGGCACAGAGAGUUAUUCAGCAUGGACAACACAUUUUGAAAUUGGAUGGGAAGAAGUAUGAACUAACCUUGGCUGAGCAUCGCCGAAAUCCACAACCAGAUGAGGUCAUCUUGAGUAUGUCAGCAACUAUUGACUACAGCAAGCUUCCUCUGGGGCAAGCAGCAGUGACAAGCCUUCGUAAGAGCCACCCUGUUAUUCAGAUAAGCUGUGAUACUUCCAGGGAGCUGUGCAAACUGAGGGGAACCUACUCCCAAAUCCAGGAUGCCUUGGCACAACUGCUUGGGCGUCCUGGAGAUCCAGGAUCAGCAGAGCACAAAGACAUAGGCCAACCUGCGCCCAGUGGCUCCAGGACUACUCAUGCAGUGCAAACACCUCACACUCAGGAGUCUGUCGAUCAGGACAGAAGACCUAAUGAGCGGAGAGAACAUAUAGAGCAAUUUCAACUUGGCAGGCCUUGUAGUGACUGCAGCUCAAGCCCACAUGGAGACCGGACACCACAUAGUUGGGAGGACACAGGCCAGACAGAGGGUGGGGCUGUGGCUCUGCAGCAUCCUGGGGUUUCUGCCUCAUUAGAGGAGGACCUUUCCCUGAUAAUGGAUGCCGACAUGUUCCAGUAUUUACAGAGACAAUGCAAGGAUGAGUACCAGCAUAUCCUUAGUCGGCAUGGUGUUGAGGUCGUGGAUGUGACUGCUCAGGGAGUGACAACUCUGUUUCUCCGAAGUGCAACCAGGAUGGGCGAGGCUGGUCAUGAGGAGCAGUGCCUAAGGUUGGCAAGUGGGGAAAUCAGGAGGUUGCACCAGGAGAAUGAGGACAAGAUCCGUCGAGCUCAGCUACCUAAGAGUAUUCUCUUCCCUAGAGGAGGCCUGCAAAGGGCGAUUGAGAACUUAGGUGUCAGGCUCCCCAAGCUCCUUCUUAGUGAAGACGACCAAAAUGUCUACAUCAUUGGGAACCGUAGCGAUGUGUCUGAGGCCAAGCAGUUUCUUCUCCUGGAUCAAAGUGAAGUGAGGGGUAAAGGAGAGGGUGUAGCCAGUCUUCUUAGAUCCCCUUCAUUUGGCUCUCGUUCAACAAAUUUGCCUGAGGACGGGGGAGUAGGUCUUACUCUGUCCUCAACAGCAGAGUCUUUGGAUGGUAGGAGAGAUACAAUUCCUAGGUUGGAUGAUGAUGAGAAAAGAGCUGAGGGAGCCAGAAGGUAUAAACUAGCUGCCCGGUUUAAAGACUCAGGGUUGGGCGGGUUAGGCAUUCGACCGGGCGACUUCACUUUACCAGGGGUCUCACCUCUCAGUAGACGAACAGGCCUCGGUCCCACUCUGGGCCAUGACAUAGAUUCAGAAACUUCAGGGUUGUCCAGUGGAAGACUCUCCAGUGCAGUAGCUCAAAACACAGGAGGGGACAUCUUGUUUAAGGAUGGAGAUGCUCCAUUUUCAUCUGCCUUUAUGCAGCAUAAACCCUCCCUGCAUUCAGUGUCCGUGGAUGCUCAACAUAAGUUUACAACAGCCCCCCUCAGCACAACUCAGAGCAACAAGCAGACAAGGAGCACGACAGUCCCCUCUGCUGACUCCGGUUCCAACUUGAAACGAUCCAGUAGUUUUUCAGGGACAUCGCGGCCUAAGGGUGAAAUUAUGGAUCAUAGGGGUCAAGAAGACUCUGCGAAGUCUGUAGUUAGGGCAAGGGGCAGAUCAUCUAGCUUCAGUAACCGAACAGGGAAGGACAAGCGGGAAGUCUAUAGUGCAGAGAUUAAAGUUUCCACAGUAUUGUGGCGGUACCUGAAAACGGCCUACAGCACUCGGCUGGAGGACUUGACCUCUGACGUGCAGAUGAAAGGGGGCCACUCAGAAGCUAGCCGGGAUAUGACUGUCACCUUGACAGGGGUGGACUUAUCCGGAGUGAAAUCCGCUCAAUUAGGCUUAGAGAACCUAGUGUCUAUGGUUGCCACAGACUUCUGUGUUCAGGACCUGCGCUUGUCAGAACUGGGUGUGAGUGACCCAGCAGAUGAAACUUUGGAGGUGUGUUGUACUGAAGUGCGGAGCCGGUUCAAGAAAGUGUCCAUCGAGAAAUUUAGAGACAGGAUAUAUCUUCUCGGGCCAGAACAGUUGUGCUCUCAGGUGGGUGCUGCACUGAGAGAAGUGUUUUCCGGAGCAUCCGUCCAUAUACCUGAAGAGGAGGACUUCUCUAGCCCCUCUACCUCCAAUAUUAAUCUGUCCAUACCUAUUCAAGUGAACAAGGACCAAAAUGCCACUCUGCACCAUAACAGUAAUCCUCAGCAGAAGCUAGAGAACCAAAAAGACGCGUAUGAUGGGACUGGCAGUGGUCAGGAAAGGAAAUCAACCCAAAGAGGCGACUCCAGCGAGACACAGAGGAACAGUGAGGCAGAGCUUGUGAAUGGAUCUGUCAGCCAGCCGUUAGCGAGAAAAGACCCUGUCAUUAAGGAGAAAGUGAGAAGGGCAAACACAGCGCAGGUGGAUGGACAGAAGACUGACACAUGUAACAGCACCUCUACGAAGGAAAAUGGCAAAAGUGUGAGACGUGUGAAUGGUAUAGGGUCAACACCAGUCCAUUCUGAUCAACACACGGACACUCCACAACAACAAAGAAACACACAUUCCAGCGUGACCCAGAUUGACGAUAGGCAGCAAAGAGGACCAGAGAUCCACGCCAGCCCGGGGGGAUCCAGCCGAAGUCAAGGAGGCCUGGGAGGCAUUUGUGUGUGUGGGAGGAGUGUGGAGCCAUUGAAGAGGACAGAGUGUGGGGCGACCAUGUGCUCGGAGUGCCUGCAUGUAGUGCAUGCCCACUGCAGGGUUUGUGCUAAGACCGAGCCAAUACCCCAGGGCAUCCAGGGCAUCAUGAGCUACUCUGAACUGCCCUUCAGCGUGCCCGGUCACGGCAAGGACUACACUGUCAAGAUCACUUACUGUAUCUCAGAUGGCAUUCAAGGGGAAGGUCACCCCUCUCCCGGGUUACCAUUUAAAGGAGGGGUGUUUGAAGCAUUCCUUCCUCGCUGUGAGAAGACGAGGAAGUUGCUGCCUAGGCUGGAGAAGGCCUUCAGGCUGGGACUCACCUUCACUCUGACUGGUAAAGAUGCAGGGGCCAAAGUUACCUGGGACUGUAUCCCACAUAAGACCAGCCUACACGGAGGCAAAUCGGGGAACGGUUACCCAGAUUCCGGCUACUUGACACGCUUGUCCGAGAUCUUGAGCUCCCAUGGGAUUGAGGAGACACCAGCCAAGUCUCAGGAAUAAAAUAAAAACAGUUGAGCAGGAGUUUUAAAGCAGUUUUAUGCCUGUUUCUCACCUGUAUCGAUCACUGUUGUCAGGUGAAAACACUGUAUCUCCCAAACGGCAGCUUUGAGGAAACAAAGUAAAUGAAAGGUCUUAUAUCCAGAAUGACCGCCACACAUUUUCCAGUUUGUCCAAUGAGUUUUGAACGGCUUUUUUUUUUUUUUUUAUUCCAAGAGGUUGUAGAAUUUUCUCAACCCGCAGAGGGACCAUACUUUAAUACUUUACCAGAACAUAAAACAGGAAACUCACCAAAAUUGUCAAUGGAGUCAUUAGGAUUUUACACGACAGCAGUGAUAUGAUAAUGUCCUUUGCACUGUAUUUAUAUGUUGAUUAAAGUGCCAGUUGCUUUGCUCUUUAACAGGUUAAUCACAGCCAAUGUUAAAAACUGAAAUGUAGAACAGGUACAAUACAGGUAUAUUUUGUCAUUUGUUUGUAAAAACUGAAAUUACUAUUCAGAAAAGUCUCAAAUAAUAACAGCUGGGUACUUCUACUAAGUGUACUUUUAUCAAAGUUUGCAAUGCCACUGCAAUUCUUUUUUCAAACUUGCCGCAUACUUGUCUUUUUAAAAAUGAUUUGCACUGUUUUAUUUUUCAAAACUGACUAAACUUGUAAUGCUAAUAUUGUUUAAUCAGCCACCAGUCUUCAUUAUUGCUUAUUAUUUUCCUGCACAUUCUUAACACUGUUUCACUUUAGCUCAUAUGUGAUGUAUAAACAUGUAUUUUAUAUGGUUUUUGCAUUGUUUUAUACGUGUACAUUUUGUGUCGUCCUGUCUUGAGGAUGAUGUGCUGUUGAAAAAAUGGACAUUUGUAUAAUUGUAGUGAAGUCAAAAUUAUUUUUGUAAGAAACAUUCUGUUCUUUUCUACUCAUGUGUUUCCUGUGAAGUCAGAAUGGCUACAGAAAUAAAUAAAAUAAAACACAUCUCCUUA